UGCGCUCAGCUUAGACGGCGUUGCCGAAGCCCCGCCGGUAUCCUGCCUCAGAAUGACGCUCUUUGAUGGCAUCUAUCCCUUUUACCCUCAACCCAGGAAGCCCUUUGUCUUUGAUGUGGAUACAAUCAUUGUCAUUAUUGUCUUCCUUGUAAUUGCCUUCAGCUUCCUGCUCAUCCUUCCUGGAAUUCGGGGCAGAGCGAGGCUGUACUGGCUUUUCCGGGUCAUCGCAAGCCUUUUUAUCGGAGGGGUCAUCGUUGCUGUCCACUUCACCUCUGACUGGGAGAGGGCACAGGGAACAGCGAUCACCACGUACAAGUCUUUCAGCCCAGCUAAGGUCCAUGCAGAGAUCGGGCUGCAUGUCGGUCUGGCAGGACUCAACGUCACUCUAGUUGGAAGCCCCGUGGAACAGCUCAAUGAAACCAUCAACUACAACGAGCAUUUCUCCUGGUGGUUUGGGGCAAACUACGACCACGACUUCGACGAAGGCUUGGAGCACGGCCUGCCCAGCCCCAUCCUCUACGUGGCAGAGAAGUUCACCGGGGACAGCCCCUGCGGCCUCCAUCACCUCUACAGAAUGGCAGGGCACUAUGCGUCGGCCACCCUGUGGGUUGCCUUCUGCGCCUGGUUGGUCUCCAACAUGCUCUUCUCCAUGCCGGUCCCCGUCUAUGGUGGCUACAUGAGCCUCGUCACGGGCUGCUUCCUCAUCUUUGCUCUGCUCUCUUUCUCCACCGGGAGGAGCGCCUCCUGCGUCAUCCAGUUUGGCCCCACCUCCUUGCAGCUCGCCUACGGGGCAUCCUUCUGGCUGACGCUUGCCACAGGGCUGCUCUGCUUCCUGAUCGGAGCCGUGGUGAUAACGCUUCACUAUACCUUCCCCGACCUCCUAAAAGCCUUCUUUGACCUGUGCGAGGAUGAAGAGGAGGAAGAGGGGAUGCUGGGAGAAGUGUACAUUAACCCCCACUAUGCUCGAACGAAGCCAGCUCCUUCGCCAGCCAAUUUGAGGCUGACCAUCAUGGACAGCUAGAGCGAAGCUUGUGGUGGGACCUUCUGGACCUGUUUUUCCAACGGGGACAUUGAUUGUGAUCUGCCCUGGCGUAGCCAGUAGAGAAGAAUGACUCUAUCCUAUGCACUGAUCCUGAAAAGGGGCAGCUGGAAGCUGGGCUUCUCUCGCUGCCCACAGCCUACGGCAGCUGCAGUUCAGCAGCCUUGUUUUUAUUAAGUCUGGAGAACGAUCGGAAAGCACUUUGCUUGUUUUGUUUGGGGGAAGUAAUGCCUCCAACCAGUGGAGGCUGGUAGGGUGGGAAGCAGGGAAGUCUGCAGUAGAGCCAAAGCGAAUGUUAGGCAAAGCCAGCUGCUUCCCUGCUGAGUCCCAAAGACAACCCUGAGGCCGGGAGCCGGUGGCUGCUCCUUGAGGUGGAUGGGCAGGGGGA
Messenger RNA from Lacerta agilis (Sand lizard), 1427 nucleotides. Its product is annotated as dual oxidase maturation factor 2-like. Gene Ontology annotation, cellular component: endoplasmic reticulum membrane. The record is from RefSeq and is a predicted model, not a curated record. Bases 53 to 1021 code for a protein of 322 amino acids. Lineage: Eukaryota; Metazoa; Chordata; Lepidosauria; Squamata; Lacertidae. Gene Ontology annotation, biological process: protein transport. The transcript has 7 exons.